GUGUAGAAGCAAUAGCCAAAGCUCUUUGUAAAAAUGUUAGUUUAACUUACCUGAACCUCGCUGGUAAUAACAUUACUUCUUCAUAUGGAAUUCUAUCAGAAGCACUUUGUAAAAAUACCAGAUUGACCUCCUUAGAUCUUCAUAAUAAUCGACCUACUACUUUAGAUUUAAAAUUAUUAGCAAAAGCACUUAGCAAAAAUACCACUUUAACUGAUUUAAAUCUAAAUAGUAAUCAUAUAAGUACUACUGAAGGUAAAAAAAGCAUUGAUAAACGUGCAGAGGAUAUAAAGGAGAGGAUCAUGAUCAUUGGUGAAGUUAAAUACCGAAAGUAUCAACCAAAUUAUUCGCGACAGCGAACUGUACUAGGAUUAGGGCAACUACUUGUUGCCCAUUGGUUGCAAGGUCAAUAG
Molecule: messenger RNA, 410 nt
Organism: Cetraspora pellucida
Lineage: Eukaryota; Fungi; Glomeromycota; Glomeromycetes; Diversisporales; Gigasporaceae
Source: the annotation of a GenBank genome assembly